This is a messenger RNA of Ambispora gerdemannii, 1572 nucleotides long. NCBI's taxonomy places the organism in Eukaryota, Fungi, Glomeromycota, Glomeromycetes, Archaeosporales, Ambisporaceae. The record is from the annotation of a GenBank genome assembly.
AUGAGUACACCUUCGGGACGAGAAAAUUUCUUUAGUGGAACUUAUAUAGGAGAGAUAAUAGCUAGCUGGUGUCAAUUUAUACAUAAAUUGAUGCCAGAAGAAGAAUUUGAAGGUCAAGAAAUAUCAGAGUUUCACCCAAACCUAUGGAACUUUAUUUACUCGCAUUAUUUAUAUCUUGCAAUUUUUGUGAAUGUAUUGAACAAUAGAAUUAACGCUAUUGUCGCUCCUCGCAAUCCAAGACCCUUAACCUUUACGACUCGGCUUUUCUUACGUCUACCAUGUUUUUUCUUGAUGGUUAAAGCGAGCUUGGUAUUAAUUUCACGCAUUGCUGACGAUGUAUCGUGGUUUCAAAAGCAUGUAUCCAACUUUAUCCUUAGCUACAGCGUGGAUUAUACAGAUCACCAAGCUUUAUGGCUUUGUCUAAAAGCGCUAGCUGCGGUAUAUGUCAUGAAAGCGUUUCAUUCAAGCCUCGAGAAUAGAAAUCUUCCGGGUCGUGAACAAGCUACCAAUCUCUAUGAAUGGGCAUUAUUAUUUCACUUAUAUGCGUCCCCAAACCUUCCGAAUGUUGAUCUCAUAAUAAUUGCGUUGUUAGAAUUGUUGGAUGCUUUUGCACUUGAAUUACUUUACCUCCAUUCUCGUGGUACUCAGUAUAGACUAAUACCAACUAGUAUUAUUGGAAUUAUCGGCAUUAUUCAUUUUGCAUAUGCGCUGCGUUUUUCAACGUCUUAUCCUCUGUUACAAAGUGUUGCUCGAUUCCCGGAAUUGGCGCUAAUAUGUGUCAUCAUCAUGUGCGCUGUUUUACAUGGCGUUGCAAUCGUGGCAACAGGUGGAAACCUUCGGGGAAGAUUUUUCCUUGAUUCGCGAUCCUUACCUUCGUUGAAUCAAGAUUACACAAUGGCAUUGUACUCGAUAGGAAUGGCUUGUGUUGAAGCUACAAGAACGGAUGGAUAUCGUAAUGAAUUGAAUCCAAUUGCCGUUCCUAUGGGAACUGUUUUCGAAGCUUCUCGCAGGCGAAGAAAAAUCAUCAGGAGGAGACCAACAAGUGGGUUUGAUAAUGAGCAAAUUGAUAGUAAUGGUUUGACUACCACUCAUGAACCAGACAAUAAUCCUCUUCGGAUAACAGUUAUGACCAAUUUUGCGUAUAACCUUAUUCAAGUCGCUUCAGAUUGUGGAUCUUGGAUCCUUAAUAGACUCCCAAUUCCAUUUUUGGCACGACGAAAUGAUAUAUCAAAUCAAAAUCUGGUUGGGGUUCAGACAAGAUCAGAAGGUGUUGAAGAGUACGAUCCUGAUGCAGAAUUAUAUGAAAGAACCUUAAUAUCAACAUCUGCAGAUGAAAAUUCGGCACUUCUAGUCCUUAUACAACAGAGACGUGAAUUAUCAGAAGUAAAACAACCAAUUACAGAUCGAUUAUGUGUUAUAUGUCAUGCUGAGCCACGGCAAUGUUUAUUAAAACCUUGCAGCUGCUUCGCCUUGUGUAAUGACUGUAGAGAAGUCAUGGCUCAAAAACGGUUUAAGACUUGUCCGUGUUGUAGGCGCACAGUUGAAGGAUGGUGUAAAAUAUAUGUACCAUAG